AUGGCCGAACUUCCAGAUGAUGGGAAACUAGUUCAGAGGCUUUCCCAUCGUCCAUCUCACUUGGUAGGCGGAAUGAUACCAAUUACAGAACCGGUGAAGCCAUCACAAGCUAAUCGCCGCUCUGACAUAUCGUCUGCCGGGAUGCUAGACCGCCUACCGCUCGAAGUACUCCAUCAGAUAUUGAACACGUUGGAUUUCCAGUCUCUGUGUCGUUUGUCACGCGUGUCACGGCGAGGCAGAAGCAUCGUCGAGUCGUUGCCUACAUACAGAGCGUUGAUGGAAUAUAUUCCAGACGCGUUGAAAGCACUUGGUGAAACCCGGCUUAUUCAACUCCACUCUGCAGAUCAACUCCGCGCCGUGCUACAGUCUGAAGCCUGCGUUUCAUGCAGAGAAUAUGGCCCCUUUCUAUUUCUCCCCACAUGCGAGCGAUGUUGCUAUACUUGUCUUCGUUAUAACCAGUCACUGUGGGUGAUGCCUCUUUCUCUAGCUAAGCAGUCCUUCGGCCUGACUCAGCGCGACCUCAAGAAGCUCCCCUUAGUAAAGACGGUGCCUGGAAUGUAUGACCUGGCCAGAGGGUGGUCACAUCGAGGAAGCCAGACGCUCGUCAGUGUGAGGCAUGCAAAGGAAUACGCAAUGAAGAUUAAUAACGGCUCACUGCCAGACGUAGAUACGACCAUCACUCCUGAAAUGUCUGACAGAAUGAUAAGGAAAAUGAAUGUUUUGAGAUGGUUCAGGGAAGCUCCCUUGGAACCGCUGCCUGACAACCCAUCAAGGAUACCAACACGUGGAGGCAUGCCGGAUAACGAUUGCAAUGGCAUGGCAUCCCUCCCGUUUCCAUCUCUACGACGCAAUAAGACGCUUGACCAUGGCUUCUGGUGCCGGGGAUGUGAUUGGAUGGCCGAAAAAUAUCACCGCCGUCGUCUCCCUGACCAUAUUAUUGACAAACUCGUUCCUUCAGGAUUGCACCCUUUCAACGUCUUCGCAGGCCUGAGCCGGCGUGCUCGAUCACAGGGCGAGUUUUUACUCCAUAUUAAGCAGUGUUACGGGGCGGAUAAAGUAGACGCUCAAAAUUGA
Molecule: messenger RNA, 1074 nt
Organism: Trichophyton benhamiae CBS 112371
Lineage: Eukaryota; Fungi; Ascomycota; Eurotiomycetes; Onygenales; Arthrodermataceae
Exons: 1
Coding region: 1-1074 (357 amino acids)
Molecular function (GO): protein binding
Source: RefSeq, a predicted model, not a curated record